GAAUGUGAUCUCUUACGUUCAGAUCAUCGAGCUCUGAUAACUGGAUUAUACCCAAUUUGCCAGAUCAGAUUGCAGCACGAUUCCCCACCUUGCCUGGGAGGGGAGGGACAAAAAAAACCAGAAUAAUCUGCAGAGUCUCGGAAAAGCCAACUUCAAUCUCAGAGUGUUUUUAACCAAGAAUUUUCCCAGGAACUGUAGUGGGUUAUGACUACUGACUAAGAAGGAAACAUCGUCAAGGCAUCAGCAAGUAUGACCAAGGGGAAAAUGUGGUUUGAGUCUGCAGACAUCUUUGCAUGUUAGCUUGCCCUCUAUUUUAAGAUCGCCUAGACCGACUAGAGCCAAAGGACAAAGAGUUUGCUUAUAGGACGGUGGCCUCAAUCACAGCACUACAUCCAGCUUGACUUUGGGACCCUUUUUAUAAUGAGGAAAAACGGGAUAUUUUAUUUUCUUCUCCUCUUGCCUGUUCUUAGACACUGUGUCACUGCUGAGCCUGAAGAGGGACAGACUUUGAUGGAAGACUUAAAUCAACUGGGUGUCACACGGAACAAAAUUAUGACAGCUCAGUACGAAUGUUAUCAAAAAAUCAUGCAAGACCCAGCUCAGAACACAGAAGGUCCUUAUUGUAACCGGACGUGGGAUGGCUGGCUGUGCUGGAAUGAUGUGGCUGCAGGGACUGAGUCAAUGCAACACUGCCCAGAUUACUUUCAGGACUUUGACCCUUCAGAAAAAGUUACAAAGAUCUGUGACCCAAGUGGAAACUGGUUCAGACACCCAGAGAGCAACAGAACGUGGACAAACUACACCCAGUGCAAUACUCACACCCAUGAGAAAGUGAAGACAGCCUUGAAUUUAUUUUACUUGACUAUUAUUGGACACGGGCUGUCGAUUGCAUCCCUUCUCAUCUCUCUUGGGAUAUUCUUUUAUUUCACGAGCCUAAGAUGCCAGAGGAUUACCCUACACAAAAACCUGUUUUUCUCAUUUGUGUGCAACUCCAUUGUAACCAUCAUUUGGCUGACUGCAGUGGCCAAUAAUCAGGCGCUUGUGGCUACCAACCCUGUUAGUUGUAAAAUUUCCCAGUUUAUUCACCUGUACCUGAUGGGAUGCAAUUACUUCUGGAUGCUUUGUGAAGGCAUUUACCUGCACACACUCAUUGUGGUGGCUGUAUUUGCAGAGAAGCAACAUUUGAUGUGGUAUUAUCUCCUUGGCUGGGGGUUCCCUCUGAUUCCUGCCUGUAUACAUGCUGUUGCUAGGAGUUUAUAUUACAAUGACAACUGCUGGAUCAGUUCUGAAACCCAUCUCCUCUACAUUAUCCACGGACCGAUUUGUGCUGCUUUGUUGGUGAACCUCUUUUUCCUGUUAAAUAUUGUCCGUGUUCUCAUCACCAAACUAAAAGUUACUCACCAGGCGGAAUCCAAUCUAUAUAUGAAAGCGGUGAGAGCCACUCUUAUUUUAGUGCCACUCCUUGGCAUCGAAUUUGUGCUGAUUCCUUGGAGGCCAGAGGGCAAGAUUGCUGAAGAAAUCUAUGACUACAUAAUGCACAUUCUGAUGCAUUAUCAGGGUCUUUUGGUCUCUACAAUCUUCUGCUUUUUUAAUGGAGAGGUCCAAGCGGUUCUCAGAAGACACUGGAAUCAGUACAGAAUCCAAUUUGGAAGUAGCUUUGCCCACUCAGAUGCUCUACGCUCAGCGUCUUAUACCGUGUCUUCCAUCAGUGACGUUCCAGGCUACAGUCACGAUUGCCCCACUGAACAUUUGAACGGGAAAAGUUUCCACGAUAUGGAAAAUGUGGCUUUGAAAUGUGAUAAGUUGUACGCCUGAAGUUGGGGAUCAAGCCGAGUUUCCCAGCACCCCAAUUCUAAUAACCGAAGAACUUGGCUUGAUGGUUUCAUGACCCGGAGAUGUUUUCGACCUAACGUGUAAUCCGCUUUUCCUGAAUAUCACGAAGAAGAUCCCUCCACAGUUGCAUUUGUUAAAUCUCACAUAUUAGCCAGGGAGGGAAAUAGGGGAGGACUUGAUUUUGACUUUCACGUCCAGGAAGGCUUUUGGGAAAUGGUGGGGUAGAGCUUACCUCUUCCAUAUAUUUUGUGAUGCAGCCAGCAUAAAAAUCAAGAUAUGGUCCAGAUCCCACAGGCUGUCACCAAACCUCUGACAAACAUGGAGAAGGGUGGGGUCUUCUCAUGCUGUAUCAUCAGUAUUUCAAUCCCUGCAGGCUGUGGGAACUAAAUCCAUCACAGACUGAGCACUUCCCAGCUCGGGUGUGGGGAUCCCAGAAAGAGCUAUGCAAGGUAGACUGGUCAGUUUCUCUUCAGCAGUCUCGGUUCCAGGGCGUUUUUUCAUUUUACAGAUUUCCUGGCUCAAAUAAGUGGGACAGUCCCUGGUAAAACAGGUCAUUGGCUAAUCUUUGUAUGCAGGAUGCACCAAAGAAGAGCCACAACAUCCUGAAAUGGAGCCAGAUUGUGGUUGGGGGAUGGGGGGCUGAGUGUGUUUGGCUGGCUCACUUCGAAGGAGCGUAGCAGAGUCAGGAAAGCCCAAUCUCAAGAAGACAGGGAUAAAGGACAGCAUUCACUGAUCCCCUCCUCUCCCACCACCAGCCUCAGGUCAGGUCCUUUUUCAGGACUAUUCAACUUAUUCAAUUUAUUAAUGGGUGGACACCUGGCUCCCUCCCUCCCCCUCUGAUCCAUGUAAAACAGAGUGGGGAGUAGAGAGCCCCCCACUCUCCACACCCUGUGAACACAAAACUCAGAGAGGUGUUUCUCGUGACAUAGAAAGCCCAAUUCCCCUCAGAUGGGAUGGGAGACAGGCUGGCUCCAGGUUUAUGUAAAUAUAAACUUUGCCUCUUCAGUUUCUACUGUGUAGACAAAGUUGGCAAUUGUUUAUGAAGGGAAUCAAUGAAGGAUUUCUUAUUUUCUCAAGGGUUUGUAUAAGGACUCUUUUAUAAUGGAAGCUCUGUCACUUGUCUCCAAGAACCCAGCUUGUAAAUACUCUAUUUUCUUAUUCUUUUAUCUUAAAACAACCAAUACAUGCAGCUUAAGCACACGCAGGAUGUAUACGUUAGUUUCUAAGUGCUCUGAACACUGGGACUGAUGUAAAAAAUGCCUCUAUCAGGCCAGAUCAGAUGGGGAAUAUUUUUCAAGAAAAUCAGAGGGUAGCACUCUAAUUUGGAGAAAUGGGGCAAGGGAGAUUUCUGUUAUAGAAUAGGAACUACUAUUUGCAGCAAAAAUCAAAUGAAGCCAAAAUGAAAUCAUUGAGAAAAAGUUUGCAGAUUUUUGGAAUACGUAUUCUCCUUCCAAAGAACCAAAUAGGUGCGAGGUAUUGACUCCAUCUAUUUUUCCUUCUUCAUGGAUCAUGAACCAUAGUUUACCGUAGACCUAGAGCCCAACAUUUCAGCCCAGGAAAUUGGAAAAGAUGAGCAAUUCUAGUGUUUUAAGUGCUUUCCUGAAAUAUUUGCUGCCCUUAUGAACUCGAUCCUGUUUAAGAAGCAUGCACCACUACUGAGGUUGGUUGUUCAGUGGAAAGAGAAAAAAAAAGAAAAUACAAUAUUUUGAAAACAAUGUGAACAUUUACCAAACAGAAAAAAGUCAAGGAAGGACGUGUAUAUGUUAUUUAGGGCCUAGAGUUCUCAGAGGCUCACCAGCUAAUGAAAUCCUGUCAUUCAAAGUGCUUGAACUCACUAGUUCUCUCCAGGGACAAUUUCAGAGAAGGAAGCAAAACAACUGGUUUCUGAGAACAUUUUGUUGAUGAAGCUAACAUAAAUCAUUUCAUUUCAGCUUUUGAGGAGCAGUACAUUAGUAACCCGCAAAAGGAUGCCAAUGCACAAUUCAUUAUUUGGUCAUCCUAGUCCUCUGUAGGCAGUGUUUCACAGCGUCGUCAUCUCUGGCCAUAAGCAGAUAUUUGUUUGAAAGGUUAUAGGAACAGUCCGUAGAUGAAUUUAGUUUGAGCUGAUGAAUCAACAUAACUGUCUAAACUUCGAACUGUCAUAUGAUCCUGACACACGCCAUGUGAAUUUCCCCUCUGUGAUCAGAGAAGAGACCCAGAAGAUGCAUGAAUAACGUGGCUUUUAGCAUUCACUGGUGUGCCUAUGCAUUCCCAGGUAAACAGACUCAAAUGCUGAGUUGUACACUCCACAGGCAUUUUUAGUAUUGUUUCUAGAUGCGUUUUUGUGCACUACCAAGACAAACUGCCAAACUAGAACAUUAAAAUGACAGGAGAAUAGCUGUUUCAUUCUCUGAAUGUCUGACUUGGAAAAGAAGAUUUACUCUACUGGCAGUACAUGAACUAUCGAUACUAUAUCAAUCUAUGUUUUAAAGAGAUUUUUGUGCUGACUUUCCUCAUGGCCAGUUUUCUAAUCUGUUUUAUAAGGUUCCAAGUGGAGUAAUCGAUAACUUUUGUAGCUCUUCUGUGCACGCAUUUUUUUUGGAAAAAUUAAUAUUAUUUUUCAAAUGUUAGACUUUGGUUAAUGCUGUGUCUUUGCUGUUACAAUUUGCUUUGUGUAUCUUUGCCAUUGACAAUUUGUACAAGAACAAAGAAAACCUUAAGGCUCCCCUCCAGAUUUUGCUGGAAGUAGAUUUGGUGUCGAAUAGUCAAUUUUAUAUAUUUUUAACUACUGUCUCAGAUGAGGCAGAGCACUGCUAUUUUCUGUAGCCCACUUCUAACGGAUGCUAAAUUUCCUAAAAAUGGCCUUUUGGCUCCUAAGUCGGUUUCUCGUUAAAAGUGAUAAUGAAUGAUUCAUAAAGUAUACAUUGUGAAUUCGGGGCUGAGAAAUCAUUCAAAUCAUUUUGUUCAAUGUAAAUAGGAUUAAUGGUAGCUCUGACGUAUUUAUUGUUCAUAAAAACGGUCAACAGAACGUGAAGUUAUUUUGGUUUAUCCUAUUUUCAUUCUGUUCAUAUAAAACAUUAUUCCUUUCAUUUGUUGAGAAAAGAUGUUGUAUUCUGAUCAAUAAAGUACCACUGUA
Messenger RNA from Tachyglossus aculeatus (Australian echidna), 4948 nucleotides. It is a transcript of the gene CALCRL, whose product is annotated as calcitonin receptor like receptor. Gene Ontology annotation, biological process: cell surface receptor signaling pathway; angiogenesis; adenylate cyclase-activating G protein-coupled receptor signaling pathway. The transcript has 15 exons. The coding region runs from base 421 to 1815 and encodes 464 amino acids. The record is from RefSeq and is a predicted model, not a curated record. Gene Ontology annotation, molecular function: adrenomedullin receptor activity; calcitonin gene-related peptide receptor activity; calcitonin receptor activity. Lineage: Eukaryota; Metazoa; Chordata; Mammalia; Monotremata; Tachyglossidae. Gene Ontology annotation, cellular component: plasma membrane.